Seminavis robusta is the source of this 2250-nucleotide messenger RNA. NCBI's taxonomy places the organism in Eukaryota, Bacillariophyta, Bacillariophyceae, Naviculales, Naviculaceae. The record is from the annotation of a GenBank genome assembly.
AUGGCGUCUUCAGCGCUGCCACAAGCUCAUCAUCCGAUGGCUCAGCCUUCAGAUACAGCGGGUCCUUCUCAGUUUGAUGUUUCCGUCAAGGCGAACUUCUCGAAGCUGCCACGGUCCGUGACUUGGCGCUUGUUGUUGGGUUUGAUCAAGUCUCCCAGUCAGAACACGGCAAUUUUGCAAUUGGAAGAUGUUAUUCAAUUCAACAAUCAGUUGUUACAGGAAGAAGUGUCCAACUAUGCACGGCUGAAAGAAUUGUACACACCUCAUUUGAACGAAACGGACGCUCCGAUCGCUCCUGCUGCUAAUUCCACCAAAACCACUGGUGAUGACCCUAUUGAGACACCCGAAGCGAACAAACCCCCACCUACGGCUCCAGAUUCUUCUUUGGAUUUUUUUGAUCCUCUGACGGCAAUGAUGAUGGAGCAGCAAGCGCAGGAAGUUCGAAGACAAGAACUGGAUCUGGCCUAUCGAAAGGAAAAAGCACGGCGGAACCGAGGACUCUCGGAUCCAGGGGGCAAGGUAAUAGAAGACGACGUCGAUGCAGAUGGAGCAAAGAAAUUAGAUCGAGAGGCGCUCAGUAUCAUUGACAAGGAUCUUCAUCGAUUACCGAAACCCUCUGUCACGGAGGUUGUAGAAGGGGGUUUCAGCAUUACCACGACUUGGGAUACACCUGAACAGCAGCAAGCAUGGAUUGAGGCACUACGAGAGAUGCUGUACAUUUUCUCACAAGAGAACCCUCACAUUGGAUACAGACAGGGGAUGCAUGAAGUUGCAUCCUAUCUAUGGCUGGUCCUAGUCAUUGAUCGACAACGGCAAAUGCUUUUCAGUGGCCCUGGGGAUCAAUCUGAGCUUCUGGCGCUAGUCUUUGACAGACCGGCUGCCUACACCAUGCUCCGAUCCAUUCUCGGGCAUGUCCGACAGGCCUUUGAUGUCAAGGUGGCUUCCAAUUCACGGCCGCUAGAGGACAUGUCACAUUCUAUAUUGUCCAAAAUUCAACAAUACUAUCAGCACCAGGGACGCCCCGACCGACUAUGCCCCCUGUUGAAAUCUCUGUCGGUACCACCCCAGUUGUACUGCACUAAGUGGAUCCGGCUCUUGUACUCUAGAGAGGUCGUGGGCGCCUCUAAUGUGAUUAUUCUUUGGGAUGUCUUUGUUGAACUGGUGUCGGAGGGAUGGGAAUGGAUGGCGCUGUUGGAGACCACGGCGGCCAGCCGUAUCUUGAUGUGCCAGGAUGAAUUGCUCAAGCCCGAUGUCAGUCCUGAGGCCCAUCAUCAUCGGGUCAUGGACUCACUCAUGAAUAUGCCUCCUCUCAACAAUAUGGAGCCCUUGGUGAAGCAGCUCAAUCUACUAUUGGAUAUGCAAAAGUACCAGCAAAUGCACCCCGAACUGGGUACCAUGGGAGGUGUUGAUGCUACGUCGGCUGGUAAACAGCAACCUCAUAAUAUGCAUCAACAUCGUCAUUCGCGCCAUCACUAUCAACAACAGCAGCAUCACUAUCAACAGCCACCCCAAGGGAAUCAAGCUCUUGGCAAGAUCGGUGGCGAUUUGUUUAAUUUGCAAGCUGUAAAGCAGAGUCUAGAACAGGGUGUGGAACGGCUGUCUUCGAGCAGUGAUACGUGGAGGAAGAAGUUGGAGGAGGGUUGGAACGGAUUGAAACCACAACCAUUGCCUGGUCAACAACCUCAGGAACAACACCUUUAUUCAGACAAUGGGAGGGUGGUCAACACAGCAAUGUUCGGUGAUGACAGCAUUGGCGAAUACAAGGUCAGGCAAACGCCACUGAAUCCGCAACCUCCACAGUAUGGCUUGUCACAGCAACCUCAUCCCAUGCAGCCUCGGCAACCCCAGCGCCUGCAUCAACAGGGAUACUCUACAGCUUCAACCAGCUCCCCAUUUGGAGCGGUUCAAGGAACUGGAAUGAACGGCACAAAUGCUGCUCCCAUGUCGGCUCUAAAUCUGCCUCAUCACCAACAACCCACUCAGCAGCAGGCAAUCUCCAACAACAGCAAUCCGAAUCAGCAACAGCAACAAGAAAACCAGCUUUUGGCAUUCCGAUUGGGAAACAGCUGUGCUGUACUGCAAGACUUCGUCAUGUCCGUUGCCCGAGCACCCGACCAGCAGCAGCAGUUUCAAGCCGUGAACUCCUUUCAGAAUGGAGGAGCCAAUGCAACAAAGACGAAGGUGCCCAAUGCUGUCUGGGAAGCACUGGCCGAGGUGGAAGCUGUUCGAGGUAUCCUACUGCAACGUUGA